Messenger RNA from Nematolebias whitei (Rio pearlfish), 1337 nucleotides. It is a transcript of the gene wwox, whose product is annotated as WW domain containing oxidoreductase. Gene Ontology annotation, molecular function: protein binding. The transcript is spliced from 9 exons. NCBI's taxonomy places the organism in Eukaryota, Metazoa, Chordata, Actinopteri, Cyprinodontiformes, Rivulidae. The record is from RefSeq and is a predicted model, not a curated record. The coding region runs from base 91 to 1326 and encodes 411 amino acids.
UUUGACAGCCGGAUGAUUCGUCCGUCAGAGCAGAUAUCUCUCUGGGUUUGUGUGCGUGUAACCUCUUUUUCUACGUGAAGAAGUUUAGCUAUGGCCCUGAAGUACGCCGGCAUGGACGAUACAGACAGCGAGGAUGAGUUACCGCCCGGCUGGGAGGAAAGAACUACAAAAGAUGGUUGGGUUUACUAUGCGAACCACGAAGAGAUGAAAACACAGUGGGAACACCCCAAGACGGGAAAGAAAAAACGUUGUGCUGGAGAUUUGCCAUAUGGUUGGGAGCAGGAAACGGAUGAAAAAGGGCAAAUGAUUUAUGUUGACCACAUCAACAAGCGGACCACGUAUUUUGACCCACGUCAGGCUUUUACAGUGGAGGAUGUGAUGGUGAAGCCGAAACGGUUUGAUGGAAACACGGCUGCUCUGGAGAUUCUGCAGGGCCGCGACCUAUCAGACAAGGUCGUCCUCAUUACUGGGGGAAACUCCGGCAUUGGUUUUGAAACGGCCAGGUCUUUUGCUCUACAUGGUGCCCGUGUGAUCAUGGCGUGUCGAAACCUGUCCUGGGCCAGCAAGGCCGUUAGCCUCAUCCAGCAGGAGUGGCACAAAGCAAGAGUAGAGGCCAUGAUGUGCAACCUGGCUUCUCUCCAGAGUGUUCGGGAGUUUGCAGAGUCUUUCAGGGCCAAAAAAAUACCUCUGCACAUUCUAGUGUGUAACGCAGCAGUGUGCACUCAGCCCUGGACCUUGACCGAAGAUGGUCUAGAGUCCACCUUUCAAGUCUGCCACCUUGGUCACUUCCUGCUCGUGCAGAGCCUGCAGGAUGUCCUGCGUCGUUCAGCACCUGCUCGCGUCGUGGUUGUGUCUUCAGAGUCCCACAGGUUCACAGACCUCUUAGACUCGUGUGGAAAGCUGGAUUUGGCCCUGUUGUCCCCGCCAAAGAAGGAGUACUGGUCCAUGCUGGCUUACAACCGGGCUAAACUCUGCAACAUCCUCUUCAGCAACGAGCUCCACCGGCGACUUUCACCCCAUGGCGUGACCUCCAACGCAGUGCAUCCUGGGAACAUGAUCUACACUUCCAUUCACAGAAGCUGGUGGCUGAUGACCUUUCUCUUCAUGCUGGCCAGACCUUUCACCAAGUCUCUGCAACAAGGUGCGGCCACCACGGUGUACUGUGCAGUGGCUCCGGAGCUGGAGGGUUUAGGCGGCAUGUACUUCAACAACUGCUUCCGCUGCCAGCCUUCCGUCCAGGCUGAGGAUCCGAGCAGCGCUGCCAGCCUGUGGGAGCUGAGUGAGCGCCUGGUCGCCGAGCGGUCAGCUGGGGUUCAGACCCUCUGAGGGAUUUGGGG